AUGAGUACUGUCAGCUUAGUUCGUCCUGGUCUCACGACGGCCAUCAUCGGUCACCUACCGGCCAUCAAGUUACGUCUCAGGAAGAAAGUUCCACAGCUCACUUUCCAGGAUGUUCGUCGAGCUAGAAUCCCUUACUACGAAGCUUUGGCCAGCGAACUGUACGAAUCGGGAUGCACAAAUGCUGCAUUCCUAUUGCUGCAGCUAAUCGAAUAUGAACAUGACAAUGUGCCAGAAACUUCGGACCCGGUUAUUGAAGGGAAGCGCCUGAAGAAUUCAAAACCUUUGCUAAAUGCUUUAACGGAACAGCUGCGCUCAGCCGAAGAGCACAAAAUCGCCGAACGCUAUGAAGAGGAAAUUGAGUCUUUGCUUUCUAUUGCACGAUCUCUGCAGGAUGAUUCUCACAGACGUUGGAUAUCGAGGCAAUUCUUCCUCAUCGCUGUGGACCGAUGCCGGGAUUGUUGUUUGCAGCGAACUAGAGCGGAAAGUCUGACCGCGUAUUACUAUGCCUCGUUCCUGGCUGCCGAAUUCAAGAAUAUGGAAGCGAUUGAAUUGCUCGAAUCUGCCGUAGAAUACACGAGCGAUCAAACUUGGGUCGUAAGCGGUUCGCGAGGUGUUUUCGGUAGCGAAAUUCUUAUCAACGUUAUCUAUCAAUUGCUUUAUGAAGUCUAUACCCGGGAACGAAACCGGAUCAAGAAAAUUAAUGAUGAGCUGUUUGAAAAGUACACCAUUCUGAGCCACGAAGCUGCCGUCAAAUCAAAUCUGGAGCCCGUGCUAUGUGAAUCGUUUCUGAACUAUGGUGAUUUGAUGUUGGAUCAACAGAAGUACCAUGAAGCGCUGAGUCAUUACAAACAGGCGUUGAAGCGAGCCAAAUCCACUUAUGCUGCAGAAAAAGUUUGUAAAAUUAGCAUUCGAAUGGCGGCGGCGUAUCAAAGUCUGGAGGAACCACGUGAAUGCAACUACCUAUUACACCAGGUGGACAAAUUGACGGCCGGUAAUCGAAUUUGCGAAUGUUAUGCCGAGCUACAGCUGCUUUCCGGAGAGAUUCACUUCAAGAGUGGACGCCUCAUGGAAGCCAUGGAAGCGUUCCACACAGCUCGGGAUGUUUGCAAGCACCUUAAACAGGAAGACAAAAUGAUUCAGGCCUGUUGUUUCUCAGCUCUAGCUUCCGGCGAGAGGCAUUUCGGAGAAUUUGCUGCACUGGUGAGAAAUACCGAGUUCCAUGGACCAGUUUCCGAGAAUGAAAAUCUGUUCAAACUGUUCAAAUGGCUCGGGGAACAGAAGGCGGACUUAGCAAGCUUCGGUAGUGGAUCCUUCUUUCAAUCGAAUCUAUAAAUUUUACUUUAUCUUUGAAAGGCCAUGAAGCUAUCCAAUUAACACAGUUUAAAGACUGUUAAUUUUAAUUUUGAUAAACUCUU
Uranotaenia lowii is the source of this 1415-nucleotide messenger RNA. RefSeq lists its product as uncharacterized. The coding region runs from base 1 to 1332 and encodes 443 amino acids. Gene Ontology annotation, molecular function: protein binding. The record is from RefSeq and is a predicted model, not a curated record. The transcript is spliced from 3 exons. NCBI's taxonomy places the organism in Eukaryota, Metazoa, Arthropoda, Insecta, Diptera, Culicidae.